Messenger RNA from Ostrea edulis (European flat oyster), 3809 nucleotides. RefSeq names its product haloacid dehalogenase-like hydrolase domain-containing 5. The transcript is spliced from 8 exons. Lineage: Eukaryota; Metazoa; Mollusca; Bivalvia; Ostreida; Ostreidae. Gene Ontology annotation, biological process: glycerophospholipid biosynthetic process. The record is from RefSeq and is a predicted model, not a curated record. Gene Ontology annotation, cellular component: mitochondrion. Bases 45 to 1343 code for a protein of 432 amino acids.
AGCGAGGUGAAGGUCGUAUACACCGUUGUGUAUCAAAUAAGAACAUGGCGUCGAGUGGAAGAAUUUUAGUAAAAUCCCUCAAUUUAGGCGAUUUAAUGAGUGGAAAAGUUUCAACUAAUAUAUGUAAGCGAAUGAUUAGAAGACAUUUUAGUCAUAAGUCAAACAGAGGACCUGAAUUUGGAUUUUUAUUUGACAUUGAUGGCGUGAUCAAACGAGGAAAGCGCAUCCUUCCAUCAGCUCGUGAUGCAUUUCGAUGUCUGACCGACGACACUGGGAAGUUUCGUCUGCCGGUGGUAUUCGUUACAAACGCCGGGAACACCUUCAGGCAAACGAAAGCUGAUGAGCUCUCGGAGCUGUUAGGGAUAAAGAUUAGCACUGAACAAGUGGUGAUGUCCCACAGUCCCCUCAAAAUGUUUACUCGCUUUCACGACAUGCACACCCUGAUCUGUGGCCAGGGGCCCAUCGAGGGGAUCGCCCGAGACCUUGGCUUCACCAAUAUCACAACUGUCGACCAACUCAGGGAUUUAUUUCCAAAUUUAGACAUGGUGGACCACUCUCAUCGGAAAGUUGAGCCCUGUCCUAUAAAAUUUGCCAACUUUAAACCGAUAGAAGCUGUGAUUUUAUUUGGGGAACCAAAUCAAUGGGACUCGAAGCUUCAGCUACUUGUGGAUGUCCUGGUCAGCAAUGGAAUGCCCUCCCAAGCCCCCAAGGAGUUCCCCUCCACCCAUCUACCCAUUCUGGCCUGUAACAUGGACCUGUUUUGGAUGGCGGAGGCAUCUAUGCCAAGAUUUGGACAUGGAAUGUUUUUGACGUUUCUGGAAACUGCUUAUCAACAAUACACAGGGAGGGAGCUAAAAUACUCUGCAUUACUAGGAAAGCCCAGCAUGUUUACAUACCACCAUGCUGACAAUAUUUUAUGGCAACAUGCACAACGACUCGGAUUCAAAAGACUAAAAUCUCUGUACUGUGUUGGAGACAAUCCAAACACCGACAUCUCCGGAGCUAAUGUAUACGACCGUUACCUGAAAAAACGACAUUCACACAAAGUUCAGAAGAGAAUGAAGCGUAAAAUGGCCGCAACGGGAAGUGGGAGUGUGGCAGAUUUUGAAUUUGAGGAGGAGGAGGAGGAGGACCUGAUAUCUGAGGGAGCUGGAGAGGCGAAUUAUUCCACGAGUUGUACCUCCAUUCUGGUGUGUACGGGGAUCUACACCAAUAGUCACAGUGCAUCUCAGCGUAACCAUAGAGAUUUUGUUCUUGAUCCCGAACUUGUGAAACCAAAAUACACAACCGCAAAUGUCCUGGAAUCCGUGCAGCUUGUGUUAGAAAAGGAGAAGUUUUUAUGAUGAUUAUGUGUAUUUAAAUGUCAAGAAUUUUUUUGUUUUAUUGUUUUAGAUAUCUCCAGGACUUUGUUUAUUUUACACAUUUACUCUACAUUUUUGUUACUUUUUUUAUAUCAUUGUCAUUUCUGUGUUGUUAAUCUAUUAACUACAUGUGUGACUUUAUGUCAUAAAUGAAAUUCUGAAUGAUAUUAUGACCCAUUAAUGGGUGUUUUAUGUUGUGUUGAUAGAUACCAAGGUCUUUUUUUGUUUAACUUUACAGAUAAUGUUAUUUAUUAAUGAAGGCGACUAGUAUUGUAUGUUUAUAAAUUGUAACACAGAUUUCUGAUGUCAGAUUUCCGUGGAAACUCACAGAUCUGGAAAUCAGUGUGAUAUUGUGCUUGAAAACUUGAUGAUAGAAAAAAAGCCUGUUGACAAGAUCAAGCUGCUGAAGAAAAUAAUGUUCAAAUAGAACAGAAAUAUGCUGUAAAUGUGAAAAUUUACGCGUAGGAGUUAUUUACACAAAAUACGUGAAUACAAGAUUUUUGUGUAAAUUGCACACUUGCAUGAUAUUCCCAUAGUUGAGUAAUUUAUAUUAAAGAUACUGACGUUGCGUAAUUAGGUAAUGCAUGUAUUGUUUACAAAGGAACUCUACGUAAUUAACUUCACCCGGAAUACGUCUACAGUAUUGAAGUUUCAGUAUGAAGUAUGUAUCAGAUGAACAUACCCUGUCAUCUAUCCCAGAAUGCCAUGGAAAUAGGACUGUUUUCAAAGUGGUAUUUCUCAAAACUUUUUAAAAUAUUUCCGCAAUGGAAUAGAUAUACUUCUAGACUGAACUCGGGAGCAUUCAUGCUUAGAGUAUUAGACGUAGUGCAAGACUGUAGAAGAAAAUCAUCCGGAGGAAGCAGACUCCAUACUUUACUAUAAAUCCCAAAACUGGGUGAAAUCAAGACUUUAUUUUUUGUCAAGAGAUGUGCUGGUUAUUUUCAUGUGACAAAUUUUUAUGAGCAAUCGAUAUUGCAUGAUAAACAUUUAGUGAUGGCAAAUAUGCUAAGAACAAAAUUUUUGAAGAAUGUUUUCUUGCAAGAUUGCUCAUGAGUGAAAGCCUCGUGAAUAUAUCUGGAUCUAUGGUAUUGUGAAGACCGCAUUUGAGUAUACUGAUUUUCUAUUUGAGCCAAUUUGAACACAAUGUGUUUAUAUUUAUGAUGAAACUUUUCACUGCAUUUUCUGUCUGUAUAAGGUGUUAGUGCCUAUAUGAGUUGUGUUGUUUUUGUCUAUUUUACUCAAUCACCAUUGAGGAGCUUGAACAGAAUUUUCGGGAAGGGGAUGUAUCGAGCUAUUUUAAGGAUCUCGGAUGCAUUGGAGAGUCACAAGAGAGAUUUAACAUGACUCAGUAGUUUAGAUUAUAUUUAUUUAGUACAAUCUUAAGUAUUAUAUGACUGUGGUAUCCAUGGAAACAUUGCCUUGUAUACCCUUUGGUGACUCGGACAUGUGAAAGUCACUGAUGGGAAUUUUCUAGUUUAAUCCUUUUUUUUCAAUGUGUUCUAUCAGUGAUUAUGCUGUUAUAUUUUUAACUUGCCUCACAUAAUCAGUGAAAUUUGUUUUUCUUUCACCCAUUAUGUGGCAGUCGGUAUUGUUUGUAAUCCUAGUUUUCCCGUGAAUCGAUGAUUUGGUGUCAAGCUGUGUUAAAGCUGAAUUCUUUUCUGAAAGCCAGAAUGUUUCAAUUUUUUAAUUGGAUGAAGGGGACAUUUAAUUGCAAAAUAUCAAAGACAAUCUAUUAUGUUCCAUUUUAAGACCAAAUAUUUUAGCCAUCCAGUUUUGCACAUUCAUAUACACCCCACCCAUUCCCCAAAACAACUACAAAUUCACAGAUAUUUGCAUAUUACAUUAUUUCUUAGACAAAUUUUUGUGCAUUCAACCUUCAUAAGAAAGAAAAAAUGUCGGCCAUUUUGUAUUGAGUGAUGACGUACUUAUUUUACAUGCUGUACAUCUUUGUAUUGAGCGCACUUGGAUGUAUCAUGAAUACCCAUGUAUUACUCACAGAAGGCAUAGUAAUGGAACAAUCAAGGUUUUUGUUUUUUUAUUGUAGUACAAAUUGUUAUUUGUACGUAUACCUAUUAUUUGCACCUUAUUACGAAUCGCAGCAACUAAAGAACACAGAUGAGAAAGUCUACAUACUUUUUCUUAUGUAGAAUGAUUGAUGCAUAUAUUUAUCCAUUUCAUGAAAGUGCAUGGGAUGAAACUUUGAAUGUUUUUUAUACACAGUUAAAUGUGUAAGCCUGUAUUAUUACAGAAAAUGUUUUAUGUCAUGUCGGGGGUGUUGACGAUGCGGUACCAUCUUGUUUGAAUCACAUGUUUGACACUAUUGUUAUUGGUCAGUCAAUUUGAACAGGUCAUUGAAUCACGGUCAGCCCCGGAUUAUUUACUACUGUUGAACAUUAGACUUGCAUCAGGAUACGGCCUUGGUGUACAAUAAAAUGUUGAUUUACUAAU